AAACCUUACAACCAAAGAGGUGAACAAAACUGCAGAAAUUAACAAACUCUCUAAAAGACUUGAUGGGCUGGACACACAGAUCGAAAGCCAAAACAAAAAGACAAUCGCACAGGAAAAAGAACUCAGUGAAAAAAUGAACAAGAACAUUGGAUUGCAGAAAUUGGAAGAACUCACGACCAAACAAUUGGAAAUGGAGAAAUCGAUGCAGAAAAUCAACGAAACACUUAAAAAUGUGGCAUAUAAGAAAAUUGGUUCCAAGGGAUAUUUAAUACAGGAGACCGAAAGGCGAAGCUGGAAUGAUUCUCGGGCAUUUUGUAUGGAUUUGGGUGGUCACCUAGUCAGUCCGCAAAGCCAGUCGGAGUUGGAUGCCCUUGGCAAAGAAUUAAAAAUGGAUUCACAUUUAUACUGGAUGGGUGUCCAUGAUUUUUCCAAGGAGGGGGAGUUCGUGCUGGACAAAACUGGACAAAAAGCCAAGUUUCUAAAAUGGCGACAAAAUCCGGAUAACUAUAACAACGAAGAUUGCGUAGAAUUUGCGUACUCAGGGAAUCAGUGGGGCAUGAACGAUAACGCCUGCUCGACCCGACUAAACUUCGUUUGUGAGAGGCAACUCGUAUAA
Drosophila takahashii is the source of this 616-nucleotide messenger RNA. NCBI's taxonomy places the organism in Eukaryota, Metazoa, Arthropoda, Insecta, Diptera, Drosophilidae. The record is from RefSeq and is a predicted model, not a curated record.